CACCCACACCCUACCGUAUUCCCCAACACCACACGGUCCCAUUCCUCUUCUUCUUGCAAGUGCGCGCGCGUCUAGAAGCUUCUAGAAAGUUCCUUUGUUCGCGCCGGCCAUGGGCAACGGCCUCUCCCCGUGCUUGCACAUGUCGGCGACAGCGGCGACGCCCGCGGCGGCGAGGCUGGUCUACUGGGGCGGGCAGACGAGGCUGCUGCCGGUCACCGACGACGAAGACGACAACGGCGGCUGUUCGAGCUCCUUCACGGCGGCGGACGUGGCGGCGGAGCUCGCGGCGGACCACAUCGUCUGCGCGGCGGAGUCCUUCUUCGUGGGCCUGCCGAUCCCGGUCGUGGCGCCGGCGGAGCGGCUGCUUCCCGGGCGGGCAUACUUCGUGCUCCCCGCCGCGCGCUUCUCGGUGGCCACGAGGCUCACCGCCGCCACGCUAGCCUCGCUCGCGCCGCCGGCGCCGGGGAAGAAGAAGAAUAAGAAUGUGUUGGCCGUGCGCAUCGCAGGGCCGGGCCAGUGCCCGUUCGAGUAUGUCAAGGGCGCCGAGGACGGCGCCACGCCGCUCAUCAGGGUCCUGCCGGAGUUCAUCGAGAAAGUCAUCGGCUGCAGCAACGGGAACGACAGCGGCGCCAAUGGCAAUAAUGGCGCCGCCGCUGGAGGUGGUGGCCGGCGUGGGAGGAGCAAGAGCCGAGGAGCGGCGAUGGCGUCGGCAACGGAGACGGAUGAGCUGUGCAGCACGCCGGAGCUGAAGCGGCACUACGCGCAGCUUUUCGGGCCGAGGAGCCGGCCGUGGUCGCCGGCGCUCGAGACGAUAUCGGAGCGCGGCAAGCGGGGCGUGCUCUGGUUGCCGGCUAGACUACUCUCGUCUUCACGAUAGGCGCAGCAGUCUUUCACCAACUAAUUGUUCAUUGAUGUGCAUAUAGAGAUCGGGAAAUUUCGUUUUUGGGAUUAGUUGAGAUUGAUUAUGACACGGUGUACUAUAGCAGUACAACUUACGGAGUACUUAUGUGAAACUGAGAGAUCGUUAAUUAGAAUCAGGGGUAUGAUAUGAAACACGAAAUGACAGACAUUUUCUGAAA
Messenger RNA from Brachypodium distachyon (stiff brome), 1079 nucleotides. RefSeq lists its product as uncharacterized. The transcript has a single exon. The coding region runs from base 110 to 877 and encodes 255 amino acids. The record is from RefSeq and is a predicted model, not a curated record. Lineage: Eukaryota; Viridiplantae; Streptophyta; Magnoliopsida; Poales; Poaceae.